Messenger RNA from Leptosia nina, 711 nucleotides. Lineage: Eukaryota; Metazoa; Arthropoda; Insecta; Lepidoptera; Pieridae. The record is from the annotation of a GenBank genome assembly.
AUGAGCUUAUUGCUUGUACCCAUUCCAUUAGAAUCAGACCCACGCAUCUCCAAUGUGGUAGUAGAGAGAAGGCAGCCCUGUGAUCGUGUGGCUAUAUCGAACUGGGAGCAGAAGCAUUCCGCAGUUCUUCCUGAUGAUCUUCGUAACUUUUAUACUUCAACCGAUGGCUUCCAGCUCACUUGGCACUAUAAAUAUUCUGCUGACGAAAUAUUACCCGUUGGGUCUAUUCGUAUAAACACAUUGAACGAGUUGUAUCUAUCGCCGGCGUUGAAAGAUCUUUUGGAUUUCUCGUUGACAAGACAGACUUCGGGCCCUCGACCGAUUCUCAACACGAAGAGUAAGGUCUUCGAAUUGGAUUCAUGUCGCAAUAUUGGCAAGGUUUGUUUGAUAUACACGGGCGGUGCUUGGUCAGUGUGGCUUGCAGCAAGGGACGGUGCUUGGGGCUGGUUAGCCGACUCUUUCACUCAUUACUUCAGAAUGGCGUUAGUCCACCUAGGACUUCCUGGCUGGCAGGCGUUGUUUGCUAAUUUGCCGCUAAUACCAUGGGCUGAGCAACUGUUCCUCCUUCUUGCACCACAUCUCUUGGAGAAGAAUGAGUCCGACAACAGUUUAAUAGCAGUAAACAAUGAGACAGGACUAAAUCACAUCGACCCAAACAUAUUUAAAACAUCUGCGCGUCACCACAAGCACUCAAAGCCUGUCAACCAAUAA